CCACAAUAUAUUAGCACCAGUGUGGAGGCACCAAGGAAGUCAGAUACGCAAAUACCGUUCAGGAAUGUAUACUCGAAGCUAAUUGUUAUGCGGAAGGCUAAACGUGAAAUAAUAUUUGUGACGGCGGAUCUCCUUGGAUACCUUGGUCUCCCUUGCUCGACAACUAAAGAGCUGUACUCGUCGCCGUUGAUACAUUGUGAUUUGCUGGACUGUAUCACUGCAGGAGAGAAACGUGCCACCAAAUCACUUAGGUACAGGAUUAAAGACGCAGUGGACGCGGAGGAGUCGCUCUCUGUUGAGAUUGGAUUGAAAAUGGCAAUUGGCGCUUGGGGUAGCAUUAAGGUUCGUGGUGACCGCACUCUGCGGUACGGUUACAUGCACAUGACGCCGUUAAAGGAACGAGAUGGUCAAUGUCUGGCCUACGUCUGCAUAUUUAGUCCAAAAUGAGAGCGAAAUUCGAGCUCUAUUGCUUGCAUUAAUCACCCCCACGAAUCGCUAAGCGAUUAAUUUGUUAACUUGUUUCCCUCCACUGUUCCGUUUGCUGUGCUAUACGUACCCGUAUUAUUUACUCUUCGCCCAAGUACUCCUGAAUAACUCUUAUACAGUUGUAGAAACCCUGGAUAAGGCUGCCAAGUAGACAAUAUAAUACAUCACAAGCGUUGAAACUUGGAAUGAGUCCAAUUAUUAUUCGAUCACUCAUUGCCACUCCCUGAAUCUGUUCAAGCCCGCUGGAAAAUCCACGCCCACCGAACCCUCUCGCUACGAAUUCGCUGCAGGAGACUUAGCCACGACGAGAGUCAUGAG
Cantharellus anzutake is the source of this 804-nucleotide messenger RNA. RefSeq lists its product as uncharacterized. The transcript is spliced from 8 exons. The annotation marks the transcript as partial. The record is from RefSeq and is a predicted model, not a curated record. Lineage: Eukaryota; Fungi; Basidiomycota; Agaricomycetes; Cantharellales; Hydnaceae.